Scophthalmus maximus (turbot) is the source of this 4469-nucleotide messenger RNA. RefSeq names its product solute carrier family 27 member 6 (gene slc27a6). The record is from RefSeq and is a predicted model, not a curated record. Gene Ontology annotation, molecular function: long-chain fatty acid transmembrane transporter activity; long-chain fatty acid-CoA ligase activity. NCBI's taxonomy places the organism in Eukaryota, Metazoa, Chordata, Actinopteri, Pleuronectiformes, Scophthalmidae. The transcript has 11 exons. Bases 226 to 2097 code for a protein of 623 amino acids.
GGAGUGAAAUAAUGAGGAAAUGCAUCUAUAUGAAAACGACUCUCCACAGCGAGGCGAUCGAUUCUCCGUCACUGUCAGGGAUGAAACAACACGUGACACAACCGACGAUGCAGACAUGUUUUCCUCUGCUGGCAUGUGGCCGCAGAGUGUGUGAGACACCCAGUGAGUGUGUGACAGUGUGUGUGCGGUGAGGAGCCGCAGACAUCACACACAACCACCACCAUCAUGUCCCUGUGGCUCUCGGCUCUGGCGGCUCUGGCCGUGGGCGUCUUCUCCGCUCACGUCUUGCAGAGGCUCUGCUUCCCGUACUUCUGGAGGGACGUCUUCUUCCUGCUGAGGGUGGUCCGCUGCGGGCUCAGGCUGGAGCUGUCCAGGCUCACGGGCGGCGUGUGCACGGUGCUGGAGCGGUUCGAGCGGCAGGCGCGGCGCGUCCCCGACAAGCCGUUCGUCGUCUUCGAGGGACGCGUCCACACGUACCGCGACGUGGAGCGGCGCAGCAACAGGCUCGCACGCGUUUUCCUCGACAGAGUCCAGCUGCGGAAGGGGGACUGCGUCGCGCUGCUCAUGAGCAACGAGCCCGACUUCCUGUGCGUCUGGUUCGGCCUGGCGAAGGUCGGCUGCUCGGUGGCGUUCCUCAACACCAACAUCAAGUCCAGGUCUCUGCUGCACUGCUUCAACUGCUGCGGGGCCAGAACUCUGAUCGUGGGGUCAGACCUGGUGCACUGUCUGGAUGACAUCCUGGGCAGCCUGCUGGAGGACAACAUCCAGGUGUGGGCCAUGAAGAGCCACAGUGAGCACACCCAGGUGCACACUCUGCUGGACGAGAUCGCUGCCGCCUCCGACCAGCCUGUACCAGCAGAGCUACAUGCCACCACCUCUCUCAAGUCCCCCACCCUGUACAUCUUCACCUCUGGAACAACUGGGCUCCCGAAGGCCGCAGUGAUCACUCACCUCCAGAGUCUGAAGGCAGCAGCAGGCUUUUGGGCCUUUGGGGCGACUGAGGACGACGUGGUGUACAUCCCUCUGCCUCUGUACCACAGUGCAGCUUCCCUGAUCGGUAUAGGAGGAACCAUAGAGCUGGGCGCGACCUGCAUCUUGAAGAAGAAGUUCUCAGCCUCCCAGUUCUGGAACGACUGCAGAAAACAUGACGUGACUGUUUUCCAGUACAUCGGUGAACUCUGCAGAUACCUCUGUAACCAGCCUAAGACGGAGGUCGAUCGAGUUCACAAGGUGCGGAUGGGAGUUGGGAACGGGAUGCGACAGGACAUCUGGCGGGAGUUCCAGAGUCGCUUUGGAAACAUUAAAAUGUGCGAGGUGUACGGCUCCACGGAGGGAAACCUGUGUUUCAUGAACCACAUCGGCAAGAUUGGAACCGUGGGCCGCUCCAACUUCUUCUACCGGCUCUUGUUCAAGUAUGAUCUGGUGAAGUACGACAUGGAGAAAGACGAACCAGUCAAAGACCAGCAUGGUUUCUGUCAGCGAGUGGAAAAGGGUGAGACGGGCCUUUUACUGUCCAAGGUGGGCGCCAUGAGCCCCUUCUUCGGCUACGCUGGCAGCAAGCAGCUGACGGAGAAGAAGCUGAUGAGAAAUGUGUUUGUGAAGGGAGACGCUUACUUCAACACUGGCGACCUGAUGGCUGAAGACCAGCAGGGCUUCAUCUGCUUCAGGGACAGAGUUGGUGACACCUUCAGGUGGAAGGGUGAGAAUGUAGCAACGACAGAGGUAACAGAGACCCUCGGGCUCGUGGAUUUUAUGCAAGAAGUCAACGUAUAUGGAGUGGAAGUACCGGGACAAGAGGGCAGAGCGGGAAUGGCUGCCGUGAUAUUAAGACCCGGUCUCUCGUUUGAUGGGAAGAAACUGUUUGAGCACGUGAUGAGGGAUCUCCCAGCGUACGCUCAUCCACGCUUCAUCAGACUUCAGGAGAUCAUGGAAAUGACCAGCACCUUCAAGCAGCAGAAGUUCCAUCUUGUGCAGAGAGGCUUCAACCCCUCGACUGUCUCAGACCCUCUGUAUGUGUUGGACUACGAGCAGAAGAACUACAUUCCUCUAACAGACUCCAUCUAUCAGAGCAUCCUCGCUGGAGAGCGCAAGCUCUAGAGCUGACGUGUGUGGGUAUGAUGACACGGUUUCAAACGGUGAAGAAAAAAGGAUAUAAAUGUGGAAACCACAUGAACAUGAAGAUCAACGGAGGAGUGACUGAGAUUUGAAGGAAAAUACAACGUCACAUUAAUGAAUAAAAGGAUUGUGAUCAGUUGACAGUAUACACAUGAACAAUAGUGAGUUACUGUAUAUAUUUAUAUUAUUCAAGGGUUAAAAACUGACAAAACAACAUGAAUUUUAAUUCAUACCUUAAGAAGGUCUUACUUUUUCAAUUAAGAUGCCAAUUCAGGACUAGGAUUAGGAGUUCGUAGAGAAAGUGAAUGGAAUAUAAUAUAUGUCGGAGUUUGCAUGGUGCAUAUAAUCUCAUGAAAGCGUCUGUGAUUGGAACCUUUGUUGGAAAGUUGAGGUAGAUGUGAAGAUGAGGUUUCUCGGUUUCACCACUGAAAAUGUCCGUGACACGUGCAGAUGAUCCAUUGAAACCUUCACAAUACAGUAAAGUGCCUUUAUUACAUCUGAGCUAGUGACUACAGUGAUUGACAUUAAGGGAUUAGUUCUCAUUUUACUGAAGCAGGGUUUUAAUAUGUCCUUAUCAAUUCAUUUCAUUUAUAAAUGAAAAAAAACAGACUGUGUUGUUUUCAUAGCGCUUUUCUAGUCUUAUUAACCACUCAUAGUGCUUUGUGUUGCAAGGCACACACACACACAACAUUCAUACACUGCUGGCAUAGUCUUCAAUUUCUUAACACACAGACAGAGGAACAAAUGACCGUUAACUGUUCAAACAGCCAUUAACAUAUAAGAUAUUUAUUUGCCCAUUUAGAGUGGAUUAACAGGUUCAGGGGAGAGCUGGGAUUUGACUGCCUACUUCACUGUUUGCACUGUCCUGCUCAACAGCUUCUUUCACUUCCUCCAUUUGAAAUAUCUUAGCAAGUAAACAUAUUGUUGUUGCUAACCCAGAGUUCUGAGCUAUGUUGUAAAUAGUAAUAUUCAGAAGGUUCACCCUUCCACAGGGGUCAGGUUAACUGGAGACUCUUAAUUGUUUGUCAGUCUCUGUAUGUUGGCGACAUGUCCAGGGUGAACCCCGCCUCUCGCCCAGGGUCAGCUGGGAUUGGCUCCAGCCCCCCGCCCUCGACCCCUAAAGGAUAAAGCGCUACAGAUAAUGGAUGGACAUCCUUUUCUUCUUCAACAGAAGUUUUUGGACUUGUUCCAUGGAGACACAGCCGAACAUAACAGAUACGGACAUCCUGCAAAUGAACAGAAUACAUUUUCAUUUUGAGAUUUGAUAGGAAAUCAUACGUAUUUGUGCACAGAAAAAACACAGCGAUAAAUAGACAUAAUAGACAUAAUGUACAUGAUGGAGUACAAAAGCAAAUCCUGAUAUUUAUUGAUAUCAUUUUGUUACCAAAAUGUAACAACUAUUAGCUUAUAAUUAUCCUAUUAUUAAAAAAACAACACAAACAGAAUACAGUGGGAAUUUUGCCAUGGGCUAUAAUAUGUGAUAUAUACAUAUAUAUAUAUAUAUAUAGCGCUAACGCUUUGUUAAAACCAGUUCCUCACUCUGUGACUCUGCUCAGGCUCAACCAUCCUGUUUGAAUCGGGACCGGGUUUCUGUCGUUCAUGUUACGUGACCGAGCUGAGCCAGACGUGAAACAUGAGAUACUUGAAUCAUUCUGACUUUCACCUCAGGUGCGUCGUCCUAUCACACAUAUAGGCUUCGCUUUGAGUGUGUCGCAAUAUUUAACUGACAGUACUAAAAUGCACUGAUGACAAAAUCAUUUGAUUUCAUCUUGUUGCAUCUUUCCGGGACGACCUGUCGGGUUUAUCUGCUCACUGACCGCUGAGCAGUUUGCCUGAGAAAAUCUUCUGCGAUAAACACAAAUCAUUUCUUUUCUUUUUUUACGGUGCAUAAUUAUGAUAUGGUUCCUUUAAAAUGACCUUUUUCUGCACACUGUGAAUGUACAAUGAGAGCAUUGGUUUUUCAUAAGGUGAUGGACACGUAGUGAGCCUAGAGACAGCAUUAGGACACUGUUCGUUUUACACAUUUACAUUUGUCUCUUUUGCUCAAGCCAUAACACUUAUCAUUUUCUUUUAAUGCAUUUUGAGUGAAUUGUCAAGAGCUUCAGAAUGUGUUAUUUUUUUCUAGGAUAAUUGAUGUUUCUUCACACAUGGUAAGAAUGGGUAUUCAGGUUUGAUGCAUUUGUUUUAGUUGUUCAUGCUCACUACUCUAGCAUAUUCUCUCGUCGUCAUCACCACACACAGUCAUUCAGUCUCUGACAGUGUUUUCGCGUUCUUAGUCUGCAUUGGGGAGAUGAGCUCCAGUGAUAUGGCGUGCAAAAAUGUUCAAGGAAAUAAAUAUUGGUUUGUUCAAUAAA